Messenger RNA from Oncorhynchus masou masou (cherry salmon), 6148 nucleotides. RefSeq names its product protein Shroom4-like. The record is from RefSeq and is a predicted model, not a curated record. NCBI's taxonomy places the organism in Eukaryota, Metazoa, Chordata, Actinopteri, Salmoniformes, Salmonidae. Gene Ontology annotation, cellular component: cortical actin cytoskeleton; apical junction complex; apical plasma membrane. Gene Ontology annotation, molecular function: actin filament binding. Gene Ontology annotation, biological process: actin filament organization.
CCCACCUCUCUCACACUCAUUCCUCUGUCCGUUCCGGUGGUAGACCCGUGAUGGAGACUCAGAGUUCAUAAACUGCGCCGGUAGAAAAGUGACUCCUCGUGGUCGAUUACGGCGAGGAUAAUAACGGUAAAAGAGAUCGAGAAUGGAGACGGUUGAGCAGCUCGUUUCGUUUAACCAUAUCCAAGUCCAGCUGAAGGGAGGCUCGCCUUGGGGGUUCACGCUGAAAGGAGGUCUCGAACACGGAGAACCGCUCAUCAUCACUAAAAUAGAAGAUGAUGGAAAGGCAGAACAGUGUAACAAGCUGAGGGUGGGAGAUGAACUGGUGAAUAUUAAUGGAUCAGCCCUGUAUGGUUCACGACAAGAGGCCCUCAUUCUCAUCAAGGGAUCCUAUAGGACACUGAAGAUCACCGUACGCAGACGCAGUAUACCUGUGAUCAGGCCUCACUCCUGGCAUCUGACCAGGCUGUCAUCAUCAGAGUCCCCCCCCAGUUCUACCCCUCUCCCCGCUCUCCCUGCCGACACCCUCCCCCCUCCUCCCCCCCCUGCCCCCCCCUCUGCCAUGCAGCUCCACCCUGGGCCCUACACACUACCCUGGCACUCGACAGCAGACACCAGUGAUCUGUCUAUCCAGUGGAAUCAGCUCUCCAGACACUACUCCACAGACCACAGCAGUUCUUUAGGUAGCAUGGAGAGCCUGGAGCCUCCUAGCAGCCAAGUGUACUACGAUUCCCAGAAUUCACCAGUGGACCCUGCCAUCUUAAACAACAAGAGGGACUACAAUUCCCCUGUUGACCCCGGCAUCUUCAACAACAAGAGAGACUACAAUUCCCAGAAUUCCAUAGUGGACCCUGCCAUCUUUAACAACAAGAGAGACUACGAUUCUCAGAAUUCCCCAGUGGACCCUGUCAUCUUCAACAACAAGAGAGACUACGAUUCCCAGAAUUCCCCUGUCGACCCUGUCAUCUUCAACAACAAGAGAGACUCUGCCUAUAGUUCUUUUUCAGCUAGUUCUAAUACGUCUGACUAUACUGUCUCACUGAGGCCUGGUGAAGCCUGUUCCAUGGAGAAUAUCCUCCAGAGCCUGGGUCCAGGGGGGCCCACCAGCCAGGGGUAUGCCUGCGGCGAUGCACCGUCCCUGGGCAGGGAGUCAGGCGAGCCCCAAGAUGAGACCAGGACCUCUGCCUUACUAAAGUCUGGGUCGCUGUCCAGACCCAGAGUGAGGCGGCCAGAAGCGAAGGAGAGACCAUCUUCAUACUGUUAUGAGGACGAGAGGAGGAAGGGAGAAGGGGAGAUGGGUGGAGGAGAAAGGGAAAGGGAGGUUUCAAGUCCCCCCCAGCCACCGACCAGGAAGGACAGUUUCAGGGCCACCCGGGGUUGCUCCGGGGUCACAGAUGUCAAAGUACAACGAUGCAUCCCUGACCCCGUCGGAAUUCCCAGCCUCUCCCAUUGCCCUGCCAAAGACGAUGAUGAUGAUCUUCUGAACAUUCCGGGCGUUCCGAGCAACAACGGCUAUCCUGCUACUAGUGAGACAUCAAAGACUGAGGGAAACAAAAAUGGAAACAAGGUUGGGAAUUUCAAAGGUGAUUCCUUAGAGCAGUACUAUACCCUCAUCUCCAAGAAAAAAAGUUCCCGUAAGGACAGCAACUCAGUGAUCCAGAAUAGCCACCCAGACCCCCUUUCCACCCUCCUCCCUGCUCCAGAGAUAAGCUCCACUUCUCCCAUCUCAAGCCCCGGCCCACCUGACACCUCCAUAGAUCCAGAACACUUAGGGGAGCCCAGCCACCUCCUCCCCCAGAACAAGCACUCCUCAUUAGGUCUCUACAGACACAGCGCCCCUGAGAAACUCUUGUCCCAGCUACGUCUCCUAGAGUUCUCCAGCGACCCCUCAGACCCUUCAGACCGUAGCUCCGCCUCCCCCUCCAGCUCCCAGUGGUCUCAUUCCCCCUUUCACCCCACCAGAGAGAACCUAUCUGAGGAUCUAGGGAGUAACAACGCCCCUGUCCAACUCCAGCAGAACCAGGGGAAAUGGGGAGAAGGUUGGAGGAGGAGGAGUCGCUGCUCUUCCCCAGGAUCGGUGGACAUCGAUGGGGUUAGAGAGGCAAGGGAGAUGGGAUUGGUGGUGGUGGGGACUGCUGCUACUCUCCUCUCUCCCAUCCAGCUCCAACACCCCUGGGCUAGGUCAUUGAGUGUACCAGGGUCAGAGAAGCCUUCUGGAGGCUGUAACCAGGGAGGAGUGAGCUCUGAGCGGGUACGGAAGACAGACUUUGGGCCUCUCAGUGCUGCAGCAAGUGUGGAUAGCCUACUUGAGGAGAAUCUGAGAGGAGGAGGAAGAGAAGAAAGAAGAGGAGAAAGAGAGGAUGAUGAUGAUGAUGGAGAGGUGCUGAUGAAGAAACCCAGGAGUCACCGUUCGUCCCGGUCACGCCGCCGCAGCGAACGCUUCGCCACGAACCUCCGAAAUGAGAUCCAGCGCAAGAAAGCUCAGCUUUCGAAGAGCAAAGGCCCAGGAGGGUUGCUCUACGGCGGGGAGACGGUCGAGGAAGAAGAGGGUCCUGACCUGGAGGACCUCCAGAGGGAAGAGGCUGACGACCUCAAGGAAAGGUGCUCCCAGGAAAGGUGCUCCCAAGGCAGGUACACCUCGUCUGAUGACAGCCGAUCAGCUCCAGCCCCUGGAAGUCUACUGGCCUCUACUUCCACACCCCAGCUCCACCAGCUGUCCCCAACCCCAGUUUCAGCUCUACAACCCCCCAGGGAUGAAGAUCCUGAACCACCAGAGGACCAAGACCAACCGUCAAACCCAUCCAGGACCACCCAGAGGUUGGUUCCAGCCAUGCCCAGCUGCGAUGUGGGAACCCAGGUGGUGGAGGAGCAAGAUCCAGCUGGUAUGGCUCGCCAAUGGAGGUGGACGCCCGAACACCAUCUCCAACUGGAAAUGGACACCAACCGUCAGGGCGAGAGGGUUACAGGGGCCCUGGGGUUAUCAGGACGAGGAAGAGCAACCUCCUCCUCUUCCUCCACCAGCACUCGUUCUUCUCGUACGGAGGAGUGUGAUGUUCUUCCUUUCGCGGAUCGUUGUAAGUUCUUUGAGGAGACCAGUAGGAGUAUGUCUGUGUGGAAUCUGCCAGGCCUGACGAGUCGAAGACAGAGGCCAGAUAGACACGGGAGGCAGCCUCAUCCAUCCACGCUGGAGAACCAGGGAGGGGGCUAUGGACAGGGAAAAGCCCAGCGGAGGUACUCGUACCAGGGGGGAAUCCAGAAGGAAAGUCCCCUAUCGAUUACAACCAUGGAGACCCGGAGACAAUUGAUUUGCAGCAACAGGGAUAGAGAAAAGGAGGGGGAGAGAGAGAAGGAGAGGGAGAGAGAGAAGGAGAGGGAGAGAGCGAAGGAGAGGGAGAGAGCGAAAGAGAGGGAGAGAGAAAAGGAGAGGGAGAGAGAAAAGGAGAGGGAGAGAGAAAAGGAGAGGGAGUGGGAAAGAGCAAAGAAAAGGGAGGACAGAGCAAGAGAGAGGGAGAUGGCGCUUGAAAGGGAGAGAGAGCGGGAGAGAGAGGAGCAGAGACUAUGCGAAGAGAAGGCUAGACUGAGAGAGAGGGAGAGAGAAAGAGAGAAGGAGAUUGAGCUGGCGAGGGAAUGUGAGAUGGAGAUAGAGAGACAAGGAGAGAGGGAGAGAGAAUCACUCAGUACAGCUCGGGACCUCUACAACACUCGGACUCAGCCCCAGGCAUACCAGAAGAACCAGACACACUCCUGCCCCCAUCUCCAAGCCCAGAUAGAGGCCCCUCAUUCAGCCUUCCAUCCUGUCAACAACCCUCUCCUCCAGGACAACCAGGCUCCACAUCAGGGGUACCUACCAUAUGGCUACACACCAACAGAGGAGUAUCCUGUCCCAUCCCAGCCGUUACCGCGGGAACAAACACAAAUCAACAGGAAGUUCAGCCUGACCGAGAGGGACUACCCGUGGUACAGACGUGAUUCCUGCACCAGGCCACCAGAUUGUGCUAUAACAGUUACACCACACCACCACCACCAGCUGGGUCGGAGCGGCAGGCUGUCUGCCUGUAGUGUGGAUGAUCCCACGUCUUCAUCAUCGUCUUCAUCACUACGAAGCAGGGCCAUGUCGGAGAAUGAUCUACGCUUCGACUCCACAUUCCACCGUGCUUCCCCCUCGGUUGCUACAGCGACACCGCUUUCAGAGCUGGAGGAGGGAGGCGGCGUUGGUGGAGUGGGAAGUGCUAGGGGAGUGGCUACCAGGAAGAAAACCCCACCCCCUCCCAGGCCACCUCCCCCCAAAUGGGAGGAGUUCCACCGAAGGAGAGCGUCCCACCACACCCUCUUCGCCUCUUCUCUCUCCUCCACCUCUUCUUCAUCAGUCCAUCCUCUCCCUCUCAGUCCACCAGAGGGUCUAUGCUCUCACUCUCCUCACACCCCCUGUCCCACAGAAACGUCCAAAAUGACGCAUCAGCGCUCCUACAGCCUCCCCCCUCAGAGGGAGGAGCUAGAGGGGUGCCAGCGCUGUAGCCUGAGCCAGCUCCAGGAACGCCCCUUUUCACAGGCCACGCCCAGUCCCCGGUUCACACGCAGGACCUUCCGGCCGGUGGCUCCACAACAUAGAGAGAGAGACACACCCACUCAUUACGACAACUCACUGCCCCCUCUACCAACAUCAGACAACCAAACCAGGCUAUGCAACAUGGAUGAUCAAGAUCGCCCUGCUGUGUUGAAACCCAUCUCUCAUAGACAGCACAGGGCCGGUGCUGAGUGGGAGAGAACUCCAUCUCCCAGGGUGCAUAGCGUCUCAGCCCUCCCCACCAUAGAGAAUGGUGCUAUCUCUCUCGAGUCCUACUUUGCUAUGAGCUACGAGCAGCAGCAACAGCUCCAGAACAGUAGAAGAUUCCGGAAUCAUCCCCACAACAACAAUAACAACAAACCAGACUUGGAACCCAACUUGGAACUGGAACCAGGUUUUAGCCCGAGCUCCGCCCAGAGCUUGGAACAGGAAGUGGACAUCCCCAUGGAAACAGACAUUGACGACUUCCAGGAGGAGGGGCUUCCUGAGGAUGAAGAGCCAAUCAGGACAGAGCUCCAGUGUUUUGCUCUGCCCGUCACGGUUCUGGAGACAGACAUCGAUACGCUGCCUGACCAGGAGGCCUCGCCGGCGGUUAGGAAGACUGCAGAGAGUGGGUCCCUGGAUGGGGAGAUGGAGGACCAGGGGAUGGGGACCAGAGAGGGACUCAUGGAGGAGCUAUUCCCCCAGAGCGGUGAGGUCAAGGCGGGCACAGAGAGAUGGAGAGGGGCCUACCGUAGCUCAAACUCUGAGAAAAACACUGAGAGCCUGGAUAGGCAUUCUGGUUCCAGCUCCAGUUGUUCGUCCUAUUAUUCUGCCUCAGCAGCCAAGGCUCAGCUCCUCACUCAGAUGAAAGACUACUGCUCAGAUGCCAGAGAUACUGACCACGAUGACCAACUGUCUUAUAAGAAACAGUUGAUGGAGAGUCUCCGUAAGAAGCUAGGAGUUCUGAGAGAAGCACAGAGAGGUCUACAGGAAGAUAUACGGGCUAACACACAGCUGGGAGAAGAGGUUGAGAGCUUGGUGCUCGUGGUCUGUAAACCCAACGAGGUGGAUAAGUUCAGGAUGUUUAUCGGGGACCUGGAUAAGGUUGUCAGUCUGCUGCUGUCUCUCUCUGGUCGGCUACUGAGGGUGGAGAGCUCCCUGGCCAACCUGGACGCUGAGACUGGACACCACGAGAGGCUCCUCCUCCUGGAGAAGAAGCGACAGCUACAGGUCCAGCUGUGUGAAGCCCAGGACCUGAAGGAACACGUUGACCACAGAGAGCAGGCUGUAGGAAGGGUCGUGGGACGAUGCCUCUCCCCAGAACAGCACCGUGACUACAGCCACUACGUGAAGAUGAAGGCAGCAUUACUGGUGGAACAGAGACAGCUGGAGGAGAAGAUCAGACUGGGAGAGGAGCAGUUAAGGGGGCUGAGGGAGAGUCUGGGGUUGGGGUUAGGACUGUCCAUGGGCUAUGGACACUAUUAAACCAACCAGGAAACCUUAAAGCUGGGGUUAGGACUGUCCAUGGGCUAUGGACACUAUUAAACCAACCAGGAAACCUUAAAGCUGGGGUUAGGACUGUCCAUGGGCUAUGGACACUAUUAA